Coccinella septempunctata (seven-spotted ladybird) is the source of this 1235-nucleotide messenger RNA. It is a transcript of the gene Rab32, whose product is annotated as ras-related protein Rab-38. Gene Ontology annotation, cellular component: trans-Golgi network; phagocytic vesicle; late endosome. The record is from RefSeq and is a predicted model, not a curated record. The coding region runs from base 17 to 1054 and encodes 345 amino acids. Gene Ontology annotation, molecular function: GTPase activity; GTP binding. The transcript is spliced from 5 exons. Gene Ontology annotation, biological process: phagosome-lysosome fusion; endosome to lysosome transport. Lineage: Eukaryota; Metazoa; Arthropoda; Insecta; Coleoptera; Coccinellidae.
UCAAAGUCUGUUUAAAAUGAACAACGAAACCGGCAACGACACGACUAGAUCUAACGAAAAACUCAAAUCCGUAAAGGCCAACUAUAUCCUGAAAAAAAUUAAACUUAAAGUGAGACCAGGUGCGGUUACGGGAAAAGUUUCUGAAGUUCCGUCGACAUCUCAACUCGAUUUUUCUGUAGACAAAAUAACAUCGGAAGACGAAGAGAAUUUGAUGUUGUCGAAAUCUGCCUCAGAAACGAAACUGAGUGAAUCACAAACAGUGUCAGAAAGCGAGGGUAACAAGGAGCUGAGCACCAUCGAUAAGAAGAACUUGGAGGGCGUUCAUGCUUUUGAAAGGGCGAAAUCCUUAGAGAUAAUCAAAAGGAUGCCAGCUUACGGAGAACUUAUAGCUGAUACUCCGACGUCUAGUGCAAAUCAGACCCAAAUAAGACGUCGAGAUCACCUCUAUAAAGUCUUGGUUAUAGGAGAUUUAGCGACUGGAAAAACGUCAAUCAUAAAGAGAUAUGUCCAUCGAUUUUUCUCCCAAAACUAUAGAGCUACUAUAGGUGUAGAUUUUGCAUUGAAAGUGAUCAACUGGGACGAAAAUACGGUUAUUAGACUACAACUCUGGGAUAUUGCAGGACAGGAAAGAUAUGGGAAUAUGACAAGAGUUUACUUCAAGGAAGCAGUUGGGGCUUUUAUAGUUUUUGAUUGCACAAGGAUGAACACUUUCGAAUCGGUAAAAAAUUGGAAAACAGAUUUGGACUCAAAAGUGCUUCUAGCAGAUGGUAGUAAAAUACCCUGUGUUCUGUUAGCUAAUAAGUGUGAUCAACCAAAGGAAGGGAUAGUAAAUAACAGCCAUCAAAUGGACGAAUAUUGUAAAACGGAAGGAUUUGCAGCAUGGUUUGCUACUUCGGCUAAGGAUAAUAUCAAUAUAGAUGAGGCAGCUAAAGUUUUGAUUGAAAGGAUAUUAGAGAAAGAAUCAGUUCUCACUGUCAAUAAAGAUGGCGAUCAAUUCUCCAUUCAAGAAGACAAUCAAGAACAAAACCAAGGAAAGAAGAAAUGCUUGUGUUGAUAACGACUCAGAUGUAAAUACUUAUUUGAUCUGUUUUUAGGUCAUUUAUUGGUGUAUCGUCAUAAACAUUCUUCAUUGCUCAGUUCAACUUUUUUCUAUUUUUUAUGAGUUGAUAUAGUGAUAAUAAUUAAAUAAAUUGUAUUUAUCUUUUCCUUCAGAAGUAAAAAGAUGUCCAUGCUUA